Molecule: messenger RNA, 3598 nt
Organism: Nyctereutes procyonoides (raccoon dog)
Lineage: Eukaryota; Metazoa; Chordata; Mammalia; Carnivora; Canidae
Gene: CXCL12
Product: C-X-C motif chemokine ligand 12
Exons: 4
Coding region: 89-370 (93 amino acids)
Biological process (GO): immune response; positive regulation of cell migration; cell chemotaxis
Cellular component (GO): extracellular region; external side of plasma membrane
Molecular function (GO): CXCR chemokine receptor binding; chemokine activity
Source: RefSeq, a predicted model, not a curated record
CGCCGCACUUUCACUCCCCGCCGCCGCGUCCGCUCCGCGCCCGGCCCAGCACGGCCCGUCCCGCCGCCGCCCGCCGCCCGCCGGUGCCAUGAAUGCCAAGGUCGCCGCCGCGCUGGUCCUCGUGCUGACUGCGCUGUGCCUCAGCCACGGCAAACCAGUCAGCCUGAGCUACAGAUGUCCCUGCCGAUUCUUCGAGAGCCACAUUGCCAGAGCCAAUGUCAAGCAUCUCAAAAUCCUCAACACUCCGAACUGUGCCCUUCAGAUCGUGGCAAGACUGAAGAACAACAGCAGACAGGUGUGCAUUGACCCGAAAUUGAAGUGGAUCCAGGAAUACCUGGAGAAAGCUCUAAACAAGAGGUUCAAGAUGUGAGAGGCGCAGGUGGGGUCAGACGCCUGAGGAAACCUUACAGUAGGAGCCCGGGUCUGAAAGCAGUGUUAGAAAGAGCCCAAGGCAGCUCCCCUGCACCCAGGCAGGGCCCAGUGCAUUUCCAAGGGCUUCGUUUUGCACAGUUUGCCUUACUUUCACCAUUUGAUUAUGUAGCAAAAUAUAUGGUGUUUAUUCUUCAUUUAGUUUGAUUAUCCUGUGUCACUGCUGACAGAUAGGAAUUUAGACUAAGGCCGUUAUUUUACUUGCUUUCUUAUCAAAUCUUUCCCAUCGAGCCCCUCGCCUGGCCAGAGGUUCCUGAGCAUCAUAUCUCCCUGAGCUAUGUGCAGGCUGGGACCCCAGAUCAUCCUGUCCUAGGAUGAAGAGCCACCAGGAGGCAUUAGAGCCAGGGGGCAGGGGCAAACCCUAGUGAAGACUGCCCUGGGCAAGGGGCGGAGGAGGGUUAGGUUUAGAGGGCCAGGCAGGAGCCUUGCCCUUCCCCAGAGUGCCAGCUGGGGUCUUUCCCUUCAGUGAGCAUCACAGAGCCCCCCAAGUUGAGGCAGGCAGGAGUAUGAGGCCAGGGGUGAGGGAGAUGCAUCCCUCAUCCUGAGCUCUUCUCUACAUCCCAUCACGUUCUUGUCAUCAUUCUCUCUCUCAUCCAUCAUCAUGCAUAUCCACGACUGUCUCCAUCACCCUGGAAAAAAGAGUCUCUCAAGACCAAAGCUUUAAUUUUAACUGGGCAGCCAGAAGCCAAUCAAAAUGUCUUGUGUGAGUUCAGAAAACACUGUGUACAUCUGUGUCUUGUUCAGAAUAUGGUCUGUUGUCCAAUCCUGUGUUCUUGUUCAAAGCCAGUGUCCUCGGUGCGUGCGCUGUCAGCUUCUCGUAUGCAAAGGCUCAGAGUCAGGAGAUGUCUUUUGACCAGGUUUCUGAUCAGGCCUAUAGUCCUCUCGUGGGGGACAAGCUAGGUUUCUCCACUGAUCACAAACCCAAGAUGGAUCCACAGAGCCCAAGGGAAUUCGGUUUGCAGCAAUGUUGACCUGUGAGGACACCAGCCCUUCAUGCUUCCACAGGUGUCCAUAUCAAAACUAUGGAGAGUUUUGUCUCCGUUGCACCGAGUAUGUGAUUGUUUUGGGAAUCACAGGAAAAGAAUCCUCAAUGCUUUUUUGGUUUUUGAAAACCCGAUCCACAAAAUGAUGAGUUCUGGAUGUGAAGAUUCCUUCUCAAUUAAAAUCUAACUUCAUUUUUUUGGCCUACUUGACGAUCCCAUCACCUGCUACCUUCUAUUCUAUGGCCUCCAGACUUGGCCACUGUUGUUAUCUUAUGCUUCCAGAAUGUCCAGCAGGGCAUUCCUCUUAAAAAAGGGGGAUAUUUGGAAAGGUAGAUGAAUACCCCACAUGUAGAGUGUUUUCCUUUACUGAGUGUUUUCCUUUACUGAGACCAGUUUGUAGAGUUGCAUUAAACAGUUUAAAAAUAUCUCUUUUUGAACAGGUAGGCACUUAAGGGGUUUUUUGCUUAUUGUGCUUUGUUUUACAUUUUAUCCCUUUAUACUUUGUCCCUUUGGUUAAAUAUCCCAGGAAGAAAUUUUAAAUUACAAAAGUGGAAAAAGGGGGCAUAAAUAGGAAAUGUAUUAAUUAACAGGACACUGUAAAUAACAUGCAGAAAGUAUAUUAUGGUAAAAUAAUGGUGAAUUGUAGGUGUUCUUAGAUGUAAUAAUCUUUGGGUUAUCAGUAACAUGCUUAAAGCAUUCUUAAAUAUUCCUUUAUAGGAUCUUCAUGGUAGAAAGCCAAUCUGUCAGGCAAACAAAAAUUUUUAUCUUCAAAUCAGCUAUAUUGAAUAAAAUAGAAUACAGAAAUCCUCGUUAGUUUUUAAAGGAUACUGAACUGGUUUCAGACCCUCUUUUGAAAUUAACCUGUCACUACAGGUCUCCUGAAUUAUAUGUGAAAGGAUAGAAUUUUCUGUGGCAUGGGCAUUUCCUGAGCAAUCCAAGAUAUUAAAAACUCUCAUGGAAAAUGUGGCACCAUAUUCCCCUGGAACCCAUGAACCAGAACCAUUAAAUCUGUUACUCCAAGAAAAUAAACGUGGCCCAAAAUCUUGGUCACAGUUAAAUAAAGAAGCCUUUGCUUCUCUGCAAUAGGGGAAAAAGAGAUUAAGAGUAGAAACUGCUGGGAAAGUUAUCUGCGUAACAAUUGCUCUCCUUGCAAUCUGCUCUGAAAUAGAGACUGCCCAGCUAAAGCAAAUGUGCAUUUAAAUAGUCUAUUUGCAAAGGAAAAGGCUCUCCGUAUCCGCUUUUGCUUUAAAAAUACAAAUCAAGUGCAUCCCAGAUUAGGGGUCAUCCAGCUGUUCCUAGCUGUUCAGUGCUGCUCCACCUGACCUUCCCUUGGGCUCCAUGUCACCCCCAGGGCAGUCCUUCUCUGCCAGCCUUUGCAUCAGGACCCAGGCAGCUGCGGGCUGGGGUGGGGACCUGGACCCACCAAAGUGCUAUGUGUUUAUAUCCCAAUCUGUACCAUGUGGUGUUUGUACUGGUCUCUGUCAAGCCCCAGCCAGGUGCUGAGACCCCAGCGAGGAGGCUCAGGAAGGGGACCCUCUGCAUGUGGGCCUGUCCUCCAGAGAGAGGAGGUUCAGCUUUGAGCAGAGGACCCGAAUAGCCAAAGGUUGCAGUCUCCCCCACCCCUGUGAAGUCCAGAGAACUUCUCAGCUUUUUCAUUGGAUCCGAUUUGACCUUCCUUUUUCUGACUGCGGCCUGCUGUUAUGGCCAUAGGCUGCUCAUCACCUCCCUGUAGGCAGUGCACCCUUCUGCAGCUGGGUGAGAAUUGUGGGGGUCCCUGUACACAUCCUCCCUGACCCAUUCCAAGGGAGCCCCAUCCCUAGGAAAUGCUUCCAUAAAAUUUCAAGUCCCUUAAGCAGACCCCUGACAUUGCCAAGUUGAAAAAAAUCCUCCCAGGCAACUUUGUGAGUCAGUAACCUCGCUGGCUUCUCGGUCUCCGGGCAGUGAUGGGUUCAGUGUUAAAUGUGAUGAAUACUGUAUUUUGUGUUGUUUAAAUACAUCUCCCAGAUAAUGUGAAAAGGGUCCAGGAGAAGGCAGCUUCCUGUACGCAGUGUGCUUUUUUUUUUUUUUUUUUUUUUAACAAGUAACAAGUCCUUUUGAGAAACCACCAUUUCUACUCUGAAGUCAUAUCAAUGAAAAGAUGUAUAUGCACUUACAAUUUUCCUAAUAAAGACAUGUAUUCAAAUGUA